Molecule: messenger RNA, 261 nt
Organism: Desarmillaria tabescens
Lineage: Eukaryota; Fungi; Basidiomycota; Agaricomycetes; Agaricales; Physalacriaceae
Exons: 2
Coding region: 1-261 (86 amino acids)
Source: RefSeq, a predicted model, not a curated record
AUGCCUCCUUCCUCGAUGGCCAAGUGGGAACCCAUCGUGAAUGCUGUCUGUGGGUUCGUUUUCUUUGUCGGAGCAUUUUCUUUCUCCGCAAACAUGUACCAAAUUGCGACCAAGGCCGAUAUCACCGCGUUGUCCACGAGAUUAGGUGACCUCAGAGGAGCGGAUACCGACCGCAUUCACGCGAGACUGGAAGUUCUCGAGAGGGAGCUUUCGCGACUGGAGCUUGAGAGGAAGUUGGAGGAGAAGUUGAAGAGGAAAUAA